AUGGGUAUCAAGCGCACGAAGGACAAGAAAAAGGCUGCGAAACCAACAUUUGAUGAGGCCGCCCUUGCUCAACUGACAAGCAAAAUUGACAAGACUCUUGGUGGAUCUGAGAAGCAGGAGACGACGAAGCGCAAGAGACAGCGCGACAGCGACGAUGCCCCCAACUCGAAGCGACGCCAGACCAAGCCUCACGAGCAGCAAAAGCAAGGAGGGAGAAGCGACAAGCGCACUGUUCUCUUGGACGAGAUUCUAGCCCUCGGCGGAGACAAGGAGGAUCUCGAAUUGGUAGCCAAUCUUGAAUCAGACAACGAGGAUGGUGAUGCGCCCAAGUCCAAGCCUGCUGCGGCCGAUAGCUCUUUAGACGAUGCCCUCCGGCAAGAGCUAGCCAAGUUCGCUUCCAGCCUUGGCUUCCAGAAGCUACGUGACGACGAGGAAGACCCCAAUACCGAUGAUUCUGAGCCGGAAGACGAGGAUGUUAAGGGCGGGAAGGCCGAGCUAGACACGGAGGAAGAGGGCGAGGGGGAAGAUGAACAACAACAAGAAGACCAGGAGGAGGAGGAGGAGGAAGCAGAACUCGACGAAGAUCAGGAAGGUCAAGCGGAAGAGCCCGUGGCUGAGAAAGUGAAAGAAGUAGUGGACCAGCGGCAAGAAGCUCGCCAGGGAAAGAAAUCAGGCAAGCUGAUUUUUGAACCAAGACCUGAUUGGCACGGCCUCUCGAUGGAGGGUCUUCCGUCUACUGUUUCUGGCAAUGCCAAACCGCACUUCGCUUCGAUUGCCAACUUGAAGACAUAUGCGCAGGCGCUUUUGGACGAAGACUCGGCAGCUUUUAACAAAAAACAGUCCUCGAGCUCGACCCAGAGGUUUAUGUCCACCAUCAUGUCAUCCGGCACACUGUCGGACAAGGUAUCAGCCCUCACCUUGUCUAUACAGGAGUCCCCCCUUCAUACCUGCAAGGCUUUCGAAAAUCUGAUCGCGCUUGCUGGCAAGAAAAGCCGCGGACAAGCAAUCGCAGCGCUGGGGGCGCUGGUUGAUCUUCUCGGCAACGGUUCAGUGCUCCCAAGCGACCGUCGUCUGCGAGUUUUCGGUGCUCAGCCUGCACUCCUGUGCGCUCUUCAGGGACAGGGCUCUUCCCCAUGGACGCAAUCUAGCAAGCUGCCCGGCAAGCUUACCCAGUCGCAUUUGAUGAUGUGGGCAUAUGAGGAUUGGCUUAAAGAUGCCUACUUCCGCAUCAUCCAGCUCUUGGAGACCUGGUGUUCCGAUGAGAUUGAAUACUCGAGGUCACGAGCUCUCGAUUUCGUCUUUGGCCUUCUCAAAAGCAAGCCUGAGCAGGAGGCCAAUCUCCUCCGGCUGCUCGUGAACAAGUUGGGCGACCGGGAGCGCAAAAUUGCAUCACGAGCGUCGUAUCUCAUUUUGCAGUUGUUGAACCUCCACCCAGGAAUGAAAGCUGUCGUCAUCAAGACUGUGGAGCUCGAGGUUCUUCUCAAGCCAGGGCAAAGUAUGCGCACAAGGUAUUAUGCUGUCAACACUUUGAACCAGACAAUCCUGAGUACGAAGGAGCCUGCCAUUGCCGACAACCUUCUGCGGAUAUAUUUUGAGUCCUUCUUGUCACUGUUAAAGACGGGCUCACUGGGCGAUAUGGGCGGCCUAGACAGUGAGAAAAAGGUCGACCACAACCGGAAGAAGGACAAGAAGUGGAAGGGCCCCAGCACUACCGUUACUGGAAACGAGCAGGAAACGGCGCAAAAGCUAGUAUCUUCGUUACUCACAGGCGUCAACCGAGCCAUCCCCUUUGCCGGGGCCGAUGACUCGACUCUGGAAAAGCACCUCGAUACCCUCUUCCGGAUCACACAUUCAUCCAAUUUCAACACGAGUGUGCAGGCCCUAAUGCUCAUACAGCAGCUAGCCUCAUCAAAACUGUUGGCCGUGGAUAGGUUUUACCGGACAUUGUAUGAGUCUCUCCUCGACCCAAGACUUAUCACUUCAUCCAAGCAGGCGCUGUAUCUCAAUCUUUUGUAUCGGGCCAUGAAGAACGACGUCGACGUUCGGCGCGUCAAGGCCUUUGUCAAGAGACUGGUUCAGGUUUUGAGCUUGCACCAAGCUCCGUUCGCCUGUGGAAUCUUGUUUUUGAUCGCCGAGCUGCAGUCCAAUUUCCCGGACCUUCAUACUUUGCUUGACGAGCCGGAAGAUAACGAGGACGAUGAGGACGAGGUAUACAAGGAUGUUAGGGACGACGAGCCUCACACCCAGGCUCCUGUGCAAGAGGGAGAAACGACAACCCUUCGACGCAGUGGGGCCUACGAUGGCCGCAAACGAGACCCGGAGCAUAGCAAUGCCCACCGGAGCUGCCUCUGGGAGCUGGUACCGUUCCUUUCCCAUUAUCACCCAUCAGUUGGCGUGUUUGCUACAAAUCUGCUGUCUCGACAGGACAAGAAGCUUCCCAAGCCUGACCUGGCCAACCAUACGUUGAUGCACUUCCUUGACAGGUUUGUGUACCGCAAUCCCAAGACUGAGGAUCUCAAACGGGGUGGUUCUAUCAUGCAGCCUGUACUUGCGUCGGGCAGCGCCUCGCACAUUGUGGCAUCUUACAAGGCAGGAGCCAAACAGGCCAAGACUGUCAACUCGGCUUCAUUCUGGAAUUUGAAGCCCGAACAAGUCUCGGCCGAAGAUGUCUUCUUUCACGAAUACUUUGCCCGUAUUGGCAAGCCUGCCGAGGGCGCAAAGAAGAAGGAGGAGGUUAAGGUUGCGGCUGAUUCUGAUGACGAGGAGGCCGAAGACGAGAUAUGGGAAGCGCUGGUCAAUUCUCGGCCCGAGGUCGAGGGAGACGAUGCGGACGAGGUUUCAGACAUUGACAUGGAGGGCUACGAGGAUUCCGACGAGGACAUGGACGUUGAUGCUACGAUUGAUCAGGAUAUGGAAGACCUCGGGUCGGAUGUUUCUGAUGAUGAUGGAUUCGAGGGCAUCUUUGGAGAUUCCGAGGAAAGCGAAGACGAUGACGUUGAAGGCGAGGACGACAAGGCCCAGGGACCUAAGGAGGAGGCACCGAAGAAGUUCAGCGAGGCCAGACGUAGGAAGAAGGAGCUCAAGGCUCUCCCCACGUUCGCUUCAGUUGAUGACUACGCCGAGAUGUUGGCCGACGAGCAAGACGGGUUGGAAGACUAG
Messenger RNA from Podospora pseudocomata, 3159 nucleotides. It is a transcript of the gene MAK21, whose product is annotated as RNA-binding ribosome biosynthesis protein mak21. Bases 1 to 3159 code for a protein of 1052 amino acids. The transcript has 4 exons. The record is from RefSeq and is a predicted model, not a curated record. Gene Ontology annotation, cellular component: nucleus. NCBI's taxonomy places the organism in Eukaryota, Fungi, Ascomycota, Sordariomycetes, Sordariales, Podosporaceae.